Molecule: messenger RNA, 2185 nt
Organism: Jaminaea rosea
Lineage: Eukaryota; Fungi; Basidiomycota; Exobasidiomycetes; Microstromatales
Exons: 2
Coding region: 117-1973 (618 amino acids)
Source: RefSeq, a predicted model, not a curated record
GACGUAGCCUCGUCGUCUCGAUCCGCUCCCCGAAUAACACGAGCGAUCCUACGCCGAGCCAAGGCAAUGGCUUCAACCAUCUAUGGCUCCUCUUCCUUAUCCCGAUCGUCUUGCUGAUGGUCGCCCUGAUCCUGGCAACGUGGUAUGUUGUGCGACGAAGGAGAAAGAGCAGGCAGAGGCGCUCUAUGCUACGCAAUGUCACAUUGGUCGUGAGGGAAGAAGAGGAAAAGAGGGAUAGGGAAGAGAAGAGGCUCACAAGAGGCAACUCGAUUGCAUCGAAGCUCGGUCGUAGUCAAUCUCUAAAAGAGGCGAGGGAACGACGCUUCUCGCAGAAGGUGGCCCGCGCUGUUGCAAAGGAGAAGAAAGAGGCUGGAAGAGGAAGAGCAGCAGGAGGGCACCAGCAUCUAUCCAGUGAGGAUAGCACAGAAGCUGCCACAACCACUCGAGGUGUGGCCAGCAACGAUGGGCACGACGCUGCGGCUGGCGGCGUGACUGCAGCAGGCGCGGCUACAUCUCUCAAGCGCAGCGGAAGCACCAAGCAUCGCGAUCGGGAAGUCGCAGAGCGAGUUUGGAAGAUCUCAUCAUCCGAUGACGAAGAAGAGCAAGCGAUCAGCAGGUCAGGGAGCAAGAAGAGGAGGAGGAAGUACUCGGACAGAAUCCGUUCAGGCGCUCUCGCCGCUGCGACCUUGUCGGCUGCUCAGCCAGAGCGCGAUGUCGAAGCCGAAGCAGGCGCUGCUCGAGGCCCGACAUCAGACAGCGAAGACUUCUCUGGCGCCGAGUCAGAUCAGAGCGACUCGCCGAGCAGCCAAGGUCAUAUACGCCCUGCCCGCAAGAGGGAAGACUCCAAUCCGCUCAGCAUCAUUGGCGAGAGUGGGCUCAGUGAGGGAGGCAUCAGCAGAGAGCCCUCAAGAGCUGUAUCGCGAGCAAGCGUCGAGCGCCCACGUACGGAAGAAGCUGCUGCGCCCGUGGGCACACCUGCAUCACCGAAAUCCGCCCACGCAGCCGCGGCGGCAGGGGCAGCUGGCGUCCUCGUACCGACUCGGAAAGCCUCCAUCAAACGCGCCUCCUCGCAACGAAGUCAGCGAAGCCGCUAUACGACAGCUACGACGGCCUCGCACUACACGACAGCGGGCAGCGCAGGCGCAGACGACUCUGCGUCGAUGCGUACCGCGCAGACGGGAGGAACAAUUACUGCCGUCCCUCUCGAUGCUCCUACCGCUGGCGUUACCUCUUCAGCGUCAGGAGAAGAUGUCGAUCCGUUCCGCAGUCCUACCUCGCCGACCUCAUCUUCGCACGCAACAGGUUCCAAUCCUUUUGCAAGCCCUACAGAAAGCUCGGCAGGGCACGGCAGCUUCGCAACCACUGCAGCAGCGGCUGCUCCACCAAUCGCUGCCGCCGCUGCUGCGAAAGAGGCGCCUUUAGCUGGAGCGAGUGGAGACGCAGCCUCAAGCCAGGGUCAAGGCGGUAUCGCCGGCCGUAUCUCAUCAGUCAUCCGACUCAAGCAGCCCACUCCUCCGGUCAAGAAGUCGAACGCAAGUACGGCGUCGUCUUCGACUGCGAAGGGGAAGCGCAGCGCUUCACUCUCGCGGCGCGGUGCAACGUCGUCGUCAGCCGAAUCGAACGGGGGCCCAACCUCGCCCACCGCCCCCACCUCACCCGUAGCAACCAGCUGGGCCUACACGCCUCGUGCCUCCGAAUGGAAGAAAAGCAUGCAACGCGCACCCUCUUCGUCGAGCGUGCCGACCAUUCAAACCACACGGGCAGCCGCAGGAGGCGAGGAGAAUGUCCCACCCGUGCCCGCUUUGCCUGCCAGCCACAGUAGCGAUGCUGUCGCUUCUGCCGGGACGACGACCAGUCGGCCGUGGCUCGACCCUCCACGGAUGCCGAGUCAGGCUAAGAGCCCGCCGCUGGUCAGACAGAACAGUAUUGGGGUGGCGGGAAGCAAAUUCAAAGAGACAUUCGACGAUAAUUAGAGUGGCAGACUAUUCACUCCACCUUGGGACACCACCAUUAGCACCUGCCCAUGGACAGCGACUCCCUUGCCCCCAAGAGUCACCUCUGCGAGGACAGCUGCAAGGACGUCUCGAUCUUCUCGUGAUCCUCACAUUAGGGCCUGACACGGCCGCAGCACAGCCUCACAGAUCGGCUGAUCUCUUCGUCGGUCUUCGCGACUCCACACCAGUCA